Messenger RNA from Penicillium malachiteum, 894 nucleotides. RefSeq lists its product as uncharacterized. The coding region runs from base 1 to 894 and encodes 297 amino acids. The record is from RefSeq and is a predicted model, not a curated record. The transcript has 2 exons. Lineage: Eukaryota; Fungi; Ascomycota; Eurotiomycetes; Eurotiales; Aspergillaceae.
AUGUCUUUCUACCCAGAAGGCUGGACGCAUGAGCGGCUCCUCAACGCCAGCGGAGAAGACCUUUUGGCUCUCUCAGAAACCCAGCGUACUACUCUUUUCGACGGUCUGAAAGCCGCUCACGGCGAGGAUGGCUUCCGUGAAAUCAUGCAGGAGAUGAGUCGCCGCUAUCGAGCCCGAGUCGAGGCCGCCAAGUCAGAGGAAACCAGGCAACAAGAGCGGGAGCUUCUCGCACCUUUUGUUCAGACUCUAAGCUCAGUCUUCCAAAACGCAGAGACUGAGAACUGGGGGAAAUGGGGAUUUGUGGUGUUUCGCACGACUCCCUAUCGGGGUGAGCAUGAGGCGCAGUGGGCGGAAUUUCGAAGACGGUGGGAUGCGAUUAUCGAGGAGGGUUUGGCCCCGCAUCGUGGCUCGUUGCCGAAGGUAGACCGGGCGAUUGAUUUACUCGAGUUUCAGUGGGUGGAACAGCCUGAAUUAGAGGGCGUAGAUGCUGCGCAUGUGGCCAGACGCUUUAAUGAAAUGGCCUUGCCGCAGGGACUCGCCACUUCUGCUUGUCUGAUGGUAACACCAGCGUCCAUGGAGUCUGUUCUCUCCUGUGCACUUCCAUCUUCUGCGCCGCGCCGUGAGCGCCAAAGAAUUCCCUUUGUUGUUUCGGUAUCCAAGGGAGCGGGUGCCCCGCAUCUUUCACCCUUGCCAGGCUCAGGUGAUGAGGAUGCGGCCGGCGCUGAAUUUAAUGGGUAUUUUAAUGUGGCCGUGGAGACUAUCUUGGAAGAAUUUUACCCAAUUGUCGCGCUCCAGAUGAUGGAUCUGCAUACACUGACGACGAAAUUCCGCCAUUAUAAGGAUAUCUGGUGUUCAAGUGAUCGGUGGGGGGUUCAAUAUUACGAGGAAUCGUAA